Molecule: messenger RNA, 7190 nt
Organism: Miniopterus natalensis
Lineage: Eukaryota; Metazoa; Chordata; Mammalia; Chiroptera; Miniopteridae
Source: RefSeq, a predicted model, not a curated record
GCGGGGCUCCCGGCCGCCGCAGCUGAUGGUGUUCCGCAACGUGGGUCGGCCGCCGGAGGAGGAGGACGCAGAGGCGGCCCCGGAGCCAGGACCCUCGGAACUGCUAUGUCCCCGGCACCGCUGUGCCCUGGACCCCAAGGCCCUGCCCCCGGGGUUGGCGCUCGAGCGGACCUGGGGCCCGGCGGCUGGACUAGAGGCGCAGUUGGCAGCUUUGGGGCUCGGGCAUCCGGCGGGGCCGGGGGUCAAGACGGUUGGUGGUUGCUGCCCGUGCCCCCCGCAGCCGCCCCCUGCGCAGCCCCAGCCGCCUGCUGCCGCCCCGCAGGCCGGGGAGGACCCCACGGAAACGAGCGACGCGUUGCUAGUCCUGGAGGGGUUGGAGUCGGAGGCCGAGAGCCUGGAGACUAACAGCUGCUCGGAAGAGGAGCUCAGCAGCCCGGGCCGCGGAGGAGGAGGUAGCCGGCUUCUGCUGCAGCCCCCAGGCCCUGAAUUACCCCCGGUGCCCUUUCCGCUGCAGGACUUGGUCCCUCCAGGGCGCUUGAGUAGAGGGGAGCCGCAGCAGCCGCCUCCCCCGCCCCCUCCUCCUCCUGGGCCCCUCCGGCCACUCGCGGGCCCAUCUCUGAAGGGCUCUCUCAAAAUCCGCCUCAGCCGCCUCUUUCGCACGAAGAGCUGCACCAGUGGCUCCGGUGGCGUGUGUGGGGCCGGCAAGAGGCCUUCUGGAGAGCUGGCCGCUUCAGCUGCGAGCCUGACAGACGUGGGAGGCUCUGCCGGCCGGGAGCUGGACGCAGGGAGGAAACCCAGGUUGACAAGAACUCAAAGUGCCUUUUCUCCAGUCUCCUUCAGCCCCCUAUUCACAGGUGAAACAGUGUCGCUUGUGGAUGUGGACAUCUCACAGCGGGGCCUGACCUCUCCACACCCUCCAACUCCCCCUCCUCCUCCGAGAAGAAGCCUCAGCCUCCUAGAUGAUAUCAGUGGGACGCUGCCUACAUCUGUCCUUGUGGCUCCGAUGGGGUCUUCCCUGCAGUCUUUCCCCCUACCUCCGCCUCCUCCACCCCAUGCCCCAGAUGCAUUUCCGCGGAUUGCUCCCAUCCGAGCAGCUGAAUCCCUACAUAGCCAGCCCCCCCAACACCUCCAGUGUCCUCUCUACCGGCCGGACUCAAGCAGCUUUGCAGCCAGCCUUCGAGAGUUGGAGAAGUGUGGUUGGUAUUGGGGACCAAUGAAUUGGGAAGAUGCAGAGAUGAAGCUGAAAGGGAAGCCAGAUGGUUCUUUCCUGGUACGAGACAGCUCUGAUCCUCGUUACAUCCUGAGCCUCAGUUUUCGAUCCCAGGGUAUCACCCACCACACUAGAAUGGAGCACUACAGAGGAACAUUUAGCCUGUGGUGUCAUCCCAAGUUUGAGGAUCGCUGUCAGUCAGUGGUGGAGUUCAUUAAGAGAGCCAUCAUGCAUUCCAAGAAUGGAAAAUUUCUCUAUUUCUUGAGAUCCAGGGUUCCAGGACUGCCACCAACUCCAGUCCAGCUGCUCUAUCCAGUGUCCCGAUUCAGCAAUGUCAAAUCCCUCCAGCACCUUUGCAGAUUCCGAAUCCGACAGCUCGUCCGGAUAGAUCACAUCCCGGAUCUCCCACUGCCUAAACCCCUGAUCUCUUAUAUCCGAAAGUUCUACUACUAUGAUCCUCAGGAAGAGGUGUACCUGUCUUUAAAGGAAGCGCAGCUCAUUUCCAAACAGAAGCAAGAGGUGGAACCAUCCACGUAGCGAGGGGCCCUGCUGGUCACCACCGAGGGCAUUUGGUUGCCAAGCUCCAGUUUUGAAGAACCAAAUGAAGGUAUUAUGAAAAGAGGAGCGGGGAAAAGCAAGAGGAACUAGGAAGGGUUGGGGUCCUCUGUGCAAAGACUUUGAUUCCCCUCGCCACCCUGGGGCUUGGAAGAAGCACACAGCCAUGCUGUUUGCGUGGGGAGCCACCUUUCCCAUGCCGCCCCUCUGGUGUCCUGGAACUGGAUGAGCUCCUAGAAAACUGGAAGAAGUCUCAACACUGUUUCUUUUUCACACGUUUUGUUUUGGAUAUUUACAUUUCUUGGUGUGGAAAACUCACUUUAAAGGCAGCUGGGGUUUGUGCCCAUUGGGUUGGAAGUGGUGCGAAGGGUGAGCAGGUCCAAAGGAGGGGUGGGGAGGGGAUUGCCAGUGCCGGUCAAGCAGCUGGUGCCAAAGGCAGAGUGUGAGUCUUCACCAUUGACCUUGAAGAAGGGAAGAGAAGGAGUCAGAGGGCAAAUCAAGUUAGGUGUUUCUGAGGGAGCUUCUCUUUAAGCAUGGGUAGCUUCAGUAGGAGCAGGAAAGAAAGGAGGUGAGUGGUCUCAGACAGAAGAUUACUGGACAAAAACUGGCAGAUGGCCUCUGCUGGGGGAAGCAGUGACUCCUCGCAUCCUUUCCUUCUAAAUUUAGGAACCUGAUUUCAAAAUCACCUCUCAUAGAAGCUAGAUUCAUUUUGUUUAAUUUUUAAGCUCUGUGACCUCAAGUUAACCCUCUUCUUUCUCCACCCUCAACCUGUUCCCCAAGAUAACUGUACAUUUCACUCUGGUCAUGGUAACGUCAUUCCUCUUGCUUCCGCCAGCUGUCAAGGCAAUAGUUUUUUCAUCUCCUGAGCAGUGGAGCUCCAGUCAUGGGCUGCUAAGGUUAAUGGAGCAUGCCUCCAGAUUCUUAAUGGCAAACUGUACCGAGACUUAGGAGUCAGUGUCACUCCAUUUGCCUGUCAGCUAGUGAGAGGGAAUGUGGAGGAAGGUGUGAAACAAAGCUAUCAUGGUUGUGCCCUUCCUAUUGAAAGCUCUCCAGUGUCAGCCUUAAGGGAAUGUCCUUCGAUCCGAGAGGAGGAGAGCACUGCAUUUCAUGGUUUUAGGUUUAUCACUGUCCCACUUCUGGAAUGGGAGCUAGCAAGGGCUUCUUAAUUUUCCUGUGUUCUCUCUGGCAACCCAAACAUUUUCCUGAGUCAGAUCCUGUUUGCCCUCCUUUCACUGGAAUUCUGUCAGAUGCUGAUUUCAGAGUUGCCUGUCGUCCAGGUGGAAGUGAGGAGAGGAGGGAGAAAAACUCCAGUGCUUUUCAAUGGUCUUUAAUUUUUUCUGAAGCAGGCCAUUGUCAGAUCUUAUAAGAUUAUGCAUUUGCUUUUCUGUAGAGCUACUCUGGGGAAAAGUUUGCUAUUAAGAUGUGAAAAUUGAACUGUUUGGUCUUUAUUACUCAUUUGCAGUAGUGUUCCAUUAGACUGCGUCUUUUGCUUCCCCUAUGCUCCAUCUCAUAAGGUAGAUAAUACUAUCAAGUUUGUGGUUUCCUGAUGGCUUGAGGUAAGGCCCUGGUGUCUGGUUAAUUUUUAGGACUGCCUCAUCUGGAAGCAUUGGCCUCUGCCUUACGACCUGCGUGGAAUGACCAGCUUCCUCCUUGUGGCUGAGUAGGGAGGAAACUUGAAUUGUUCCUUGCUUGUAAGAGGUGGCCCAUAAAUUAAGCUGUGUAACAGAAACACAGCCCACCUCUCAUUUUUCAGGAGGUACCUCUUCUGUCUGUGGCUUCCAUGGUAUUAUUUACCAUGUUAAGAUUGUGAUCUCAGAAAUUGGCUUAACCUGUGAGUCUUGCCUCUUGAGGGUACAGAUUAACUUGCAAUCUUGCAGAAAGGGCCACCCUCACCCCCAACCCACCCCCACCACUGUAGAGCCUGAGGUCUAGAAUCCAUUGGGAUCCUUGAGUAGCUGAUGUGCAGCUACCUGGGAUUUUUUUUACACCCAUUUUCACUACCCAUAAUUUUAAAACGAUUUUUUAGUGUGUGUUUGCCUGGCUCUGGGCUAGAUACUGUGGAAAACACAAGAAGCAGAAGACAUAGUAUCUGCCUUCAGGACCUUUUAGGUGACAGCCACACAUGAAGCAAUUGGAGAAUGACUCAGCGUAGCACGUAGCAGAGAAUCAAGGGCUGUGUUUAAAGAAAUUUAGAGUGGGUAAGAUCAGGGUAGACCAGAUGGUGUAGGAAAGCUCUGAGGCAGUGAGGCUUUGGAUCGUGGGCGAGGGCAGGACAAUGAGUUGAGAAACACAUGAACCAAAAGCAUGAAAGCAGAAAUCUGUGUGGUGUAACUGAACAGUGCACAGCCCCAAGUUAGAGCAGAAGCCCUUAAGAAUCCAUUUUCAGUGCAGUGUGGUCUAGACUGAAAUUUCCCAGUCAUGGGCAAGUCUGAAUGCUGAGGGUUUAUGAUAAAGUGGAGUCCAUAGCCAGAAGCCAGCUGGGUUCCGGCCCAUGGCCAAGGACUUCACUGCUGUCAGUGCAGCCUGGGUGAGGGAGGCAGAGCCCUAGAGCCCCCCUGGCACCAGGGUUUCCACUGGAUAAUUCCUGUGCUCAGGUACAAAUCCUAACCUGCUGAGAUGGCCCAGCCUCACCCCUGCCCUUUCUCCUGGGAAGGGUGGCGUUUGCCUAUGUCCAUGAUCUGUCUGUGCUUCAGUCGUAGCCAGGCUGCAGCCUAGUCCUUGCUUCGAGUGGGCUGCAGGGCAGACUUGUGCGCGGGGAGACAGGCUCCACCAGGAGGUGUGGAGGAAGAGGUGCGGCGGAGGUGCCGGCCUGGUCAGAGUACACGAGGAGCAGGAGUACUUCCCCCUCACCUCUUCUGGCUGGGCCCACCCUCUCCUUUGCCGGUCCUGCGCAGUGCUAAUUGAAAUGCAGUCUACAGAGGGUACUUACUCCUUUUUGGUUGUAUUUUAAAGUCACAAACUGGAAAGGGCACUCACUCCUAGGGACCCCUCGUUGAUUCCUAAGUUGUGGAUGGGUGAUGUCAGCACCCUGGGGUGCUGCCUGUGCAACCCUCACUUGUUUAUGGUUGACCUGCUGUAACCUUCCUCAGGACAGCUGAACCACUGUGAGCUAGUGACAACUACUGCCACAACCUGCUAUUACUGUACUUAAAACUCAUGUGCUGGGUAGGAGCUCAGGAGUAAGGAGGGUGGGAGCUUUGGUAUAGGGACUAGGUAAAUGGGUGACCCUGGGAGUUUGGUACCAUUGGUGAUGACCUUGGCCUGUGUGCCUCGUUACAGUGAAUGCAUAUUCACUGGAAUGUGAGCCGAGGACUGCAGCCAUCAGCCUCCUAGGAGGAAAGGGAGAGGAAAGGCAGGCGGGGAGCUCUCCAUGCCACACUCGUCAUGCCACCCAGUUUAUACUCCUCGGCCUCCUUUCCUCCUUUUCACUUAGCUGAUAAUGUAGCCCCCUUAUUAAGGUUGGGAAUGCUGUUGAGAUAGCUGCAAACACCCCUAUAGUGCACAUCCUGGGGGAACUGGGGAGCAGGGAGGACGGUCAGUGGUCCCAGAUCCAGGUGUGAGAGACUGGAAUGGAGCUGGAUGCCCUGGGGUGCCAGCCCAUUCAGGCCUCAUCCCAGAGCCCCCCCAGAAGAACAUGGCCUGCUAGGAGCCCUUAGGGCCCAGCAGGGUGUGGGGAUGGGAGGAACUUUUCCUUUAGGUUCCAUCUGUCUGCCCUAUUGCCUCUCCCUUGGCCUUGAGCCCUGACGUUGGAGGACUGAGCACUGGGAUAGAGCGCUGUGGCUGCUGGAGGGCAGUCUGAAAGGUGUGUGUGCAUGUGUGUGUGUCUUCAUGUGCAGAAGUCUUGCCACCAGUUGGGGUGCUGAGAGCAUCUCCAUUGGGGGGAGACUUGCCAUUUGUUUUCCACUUUUAAGAGAAUGACAUGCCCCCUGUCCCUAAGGGAGGAGCUUUUGAGUUAGACAUUUUCCCUAUGGGAAUCCUCUUGGGUUUGUCUGUGGGAAAGGGGGGAACGGAUAAAUGAUUUUUAUCUCUAAUCGUCAACACAGCUGUUCUUACACUGAAUUUGUGCUAUUGCAUACAUGUAGCCAUCUUUCUUUUCACUGCAGCAGUGUUUAUCAGUAGUUCAAAAUAAUUUAUUUGCUCCUGGGGAGUAAAACUUUUUUUAUUAAAAAAGAAAAAGAAAAAAAAAAUAAAGUGUACCCCCCCACUUCCCCCCAUGAUCACGAUAAGAUUUUUGGGCCACAAAGCUCAAGAAGGCAAAGGCAAAGUCAAGUCUGCCCCGUUCCCAUGACCUAUCCUGUUUUGAUAUUGGACCUUCUUGCUCAGCACAAAAUGACAGGAGGCCUGGAGAAAAUGUAGAGCAAAGCCUUGGGAGGAGCGCGGUGGGGUUGGACCACAGAGACGCACUGGGGACUCAGGUGCUGCAGUUAGAAAAAUAGAAUAAUGAACUGUAUUUAAAAUACUGACUCUAAUCCGCCAGGGAAAAACCUUUCUUUACAUCCAGAUUCUAUGUUGUCUUGGUCCUUGUCAUCCCUUGACCUGCCUGGUAGGUGCUGUCCAGUUUCUUCCUGUUUCCCUUCCUAUCCUCUCUACCCCUUCUCCCGUCCCUUCCCAGCCCCAUCUGCCUCCUGGAAAGCCAAUCCUGCAUGCCGAGUCUGUGACAUGCCUUCAUACCCAUUUCAUCUCAUUUAGAGGGUACCUGGAACUGCUCCCUCCCCCUCUCCCACCCCCUCUUCCAUCAUGCCAAGAGGCAUCAAGGGGCAGGCAAAAAUCAACCAGCCAUGGCGGAAGACAUGAAUGUCUGGUUGCAGCUGGACUGCAAUCAUAGUUACUCCUGGAGAGAGAGUGCCAGGAAAGCUUAGGACACUCAGUCAGAACCCAGGGUAAUCACAAACCGCACAUCCCUGCUCAGAACUGCAUCCUAAGCCCCCUACAGCUCAGGUGCAUCGGGAAGGCUGGUCUGACUACUCCAUCCCUGGUGCUCCCUUGAACAGGGACCUUCCCCUCACUGUUAGGCCCAGAACCUAUUCCAAGGGACAAGCAAAUCCUGGCACCACAAUGCGGGCAGGCCAGGUAUUGGAAUGCCUGAACUGGUGCUGCCCAUGGCUCAGCCACUGCUGUACAUUUUUUGGUUGUUUUUAAGAAACUCAAGAGGGGUGUCAUUCUGGGCUUGCGUGGUUGCCAAUUCUUCACCAGAGGGGAGCCACGCCCCUUGCAACCACUUCUGUCCUUCAGCCCCCCACUCCCCUGUACUUCUUCCCUCCAAGCCAAAGCGUGGCCUGGCUUUUCCCAUUUGGUUUUCCUCCUCUCCUCUCCCUUUUUGUGCUUAAUUUAUUAAAAUAGUUACUGUAUAAUUUAUUUUCAUAAACUAUAAAAAAUUACUAAAUGGUUAAAAUAGACUUGCAGGCCAAUCUUAAAUGGGGUGGGA